AAACAACAAGGGGCAGACUGACCAUUCAGGCGCCCAGGCACUGCCCGAGGGCCCAGGGUCAGUAGGGAGCCCCAUGAAAUGCCCCUGGUACCUUUUAUAGGCUUUUUUGGGUGUGCUUUGAGUGUGGGCAAGGACACAGGGGCCCCAUGAUCCCCUAUUGCCCGGGGCCCCAGGAGCUGUCAGUCCACCCCUGGGGUAGAUGCUGCCUAUCAGUGCCACCUCAUCAGUGGCCAUCAGUGCAGCCUAUCAGUGCCCAUCAGUGCAGUCUCAUCAGCGCACAU
Molecule: messenger RNA, 281 nt
Organism: Staurois parvus
Lineage: Eukaryota; Metazoa; Chordata; Amphibia; Anura; Ranidae
Source: the annotation of a GenBank genome assembly